Messenger RNA from Prorocentrum cordatum, 1257 nucleotides. Lineage: Eukaryota; Dinophyceae; Prorocentrales; Prorocentraceae. The record is from the annotation of a GenBank genome assembly.
GUUCUCCCCGCUCCAGUUUGCAAUUCGGCGGCGCGCGAAUGGGAGCGGCGCGAAGGGGGGCCCUCCCAGGAAACAUGGGGUUGUGGAAGCCACCUUGCCUUCAACGCGUAUUCUAGGUCGCUUGCGAUCCCUUCAAAGAAGACCGCUGCUUUUAGAAUGCCGCCCCCUGUGCCCCACGCCUUCUCGUGCGCAGCCGAUGAACGUUGCGGGCCGUCUGGCUCGAGCCCAACGAAGUCAGAUCCCCCUUGCACUGCGCGGCAGGCGCAUCGAGUUCCGCACUUGCUCCAGCGCCAACACCUUCUUUGAGUUCUGACAAGGCUGUAACUAUCUACGAGGCAAAGAAAAAGUUGGAGGUCGAGAGGGCCAAAUUUAUGAUAUCCGUCUAUAUGUUUGUUUUCACAUUGGGUGAUCCAGAGAUGAAGCGGGUUGCUCUCAUGAUGGGCAUGGCUGCCACACCGUUGGCCGAGGCGCACAACACUUGCACGAAAGAGCUGGCAACCCAGAUGGGGGCUGUACAUUAUCACGCACGGAUGGUAAGCAGGGCAUUUCUGACAGAGUACUUGCAGGAUGUCGUACAGCUUUUAGGUGACACGCGGAAGUUGGAGCUACUUGGAAUCAGUAUGUGCCUUUCCCCGGCCGGCCUCGCUCCGAUGUCUAUCAAGCAGGAGCAGCUUUUGUGUGACACAAUGAUCGGGCUGAUUCGGGGAGUGUUCACGCUCGAGUGGGUGCACAUGCAGAGCUACGCGCAGCGCCCGCCACUCCUUUUUUGCUGGCUUGUGCAGCUGCGAUGGUACGGCAAGGAGGCAUGCUUGACCCAUUUCUACGACAUUUUUGCCGCCCUGGAAGAGGCCGAACUGUAUGCCGCGGGCCUGGAGCCGACCGCGCCAAAAAGCUCGCGCGCGAGUUCUUAGGUAAUCUCCUCUGGCCACGCUCUACGUGGGUCCGGGAGGUAUUAGUGGCGCCUGACGAGUGCGAGUUCAAGAGGGUGCCCGAAAACAUACGCAAUGACAUUGAGCUAGUUUUCAAAUCGCAUGGGACGUCCAGGGUCGUGGAACUGGCGUUCAAUGACUUGACGCUUCCUUCCAAGGGGGGUGCGGGAACGUGUCGUAGAUCGCGGUGGUCUCACUGUCUAUUGGGGCUCGCUCUGUCUUAUUGUUUGUCUAUUGGGGUGAUUCCUGGCGCCGGACGGGCGCCCUUCAUCGAGGGGGGUUCGAUCGUGUUCACUUGGCGAUGCCGCCCCAGCCCCCGUCUUCAGCA